CCUCACUGUCCCCGCAGGCCCCGCCCGGCCCCCGGCAUGGCGCAGACGCUGCAGAUGGAGAUCCCCAACUUCGGGAACAGCAUCCUGGAGUGCCUGAACGAGCAGCGCCUGCAGGGGCUCUUCUGCGACGUCUCGGUGGUGGUGAAGGGCCACGCGUUCAAGGCGCACCGCGCCGUGCUGGCCGCCAGCAGCUCCUACUUCCGAGACCUCUUCCACAGCUCCAAGAGCGCCGUGGUGGAGCUGCCGGCCGCCGUGCAGCCGCAGAGCUUCCAGCAGAUCCUCAGCUUCUGCUACACCGGCCGCCUCAGCAUGAACGUGGGCGACCAGUUCCUGCUGAUGUACACCGCCGGCUUCCUGCAGAUCCAGGAGAUCAUGGAGAAGGGCACCGAGUUUUUCCUCAAGGUGAGCUCUCCCAGCUGCGACUCUCAGGGGCUGCACGGGGACGACACGCCGGGCUCGGAGCCGCAGAGCCCGGUGGCGCAGACCUCGGCGGGGCAGGGCUGGGCGGCGGCGCUGCCCUUGGUGUCGCGGGUCAAGACGGAGCAGGGCGAGCCCGACGGCGUGCAGUGCACCUUCGUGGUCAAACGCCUCUGGGACGGGGCCACCAAGGACUCCGGGGGCAACGGCAGCAGGAAAAUGGCCAAAUUCUCCGAGGCGGCGCCGCGCCCGCCCGCCGCCGCCGCCGGUGGCACCACGCCGGUGCCGGUGCCGGUGCCAGCCCCGGUGCCGGGCACGGCUGCUGACCAGACCAGCCCCGGGGGAACGUCCAGUGCCUACACCAGCGACAGCCCCGGCUCGUUCCACAACGAGGAGGACGAGGAGGAGGACGCGGCGGAGGAAGGCUCUGACGAGCAGUACCGGCAGAUCUGCAACAUGUACACCAUGUACAGCAUGAUGAACGUGGGGCCUGCAGCCGCAGAGAAGGUGGAGGCCCUGCCCGAGCAGCCCCCCCCGGAGCCCCGGGCCCGCGCCCGCCUGCGCCAGGACCUGGCGUCGCUGCCGGCCGAGCUCGUCACCCAGAUCGGCAACCGCUGCCACCCCAAGCUCUACGACGAGGGAGACCCCGCCGAGAAGCUGGAGCUGGUCACCGGUACCAACGUGUACAUCACGCGGGCGCAGCUGAUGAACUGCCACGUCAGCGCGGGCACGCGGCACAAGGUGCUGCUGCGCCGCCUGCUCGCCUCCUUCUUCGACAGGAACACGCUGGCCAACAGCUGCGGGACGGGGAUUCGCUCGUCCACCAACGACCCCAGCAGGAAACCGCUGGACAGCCGGGUGCUGCACGCUGUCAAGUUUUACUGCCAGAACUUCGCCCCCAACUUCAAGGAGAGCGAGAUGAACGCCAUCGCGGCCGACAUGUGCACCAACGCGCGGCGCGUGGUGCGCAAGAGCUGGAUCCCCAAGCUGAAGCUGCUCAUGGCCGAGGGCGACUCCUACACCUCCUUCAUCAACGACACGGGCAAGCUGGAGCCCGACCUCAUGGGCCCCGAGCCCCCCUUCGAGGCGGGGGGCUCGGAGCCGGAGGGGGGGCCGGCGGGGGAGGGGCUGCAGUGAGCCCUGCCCGCCCCUCAGCCCAUCCCCCCCAAAAAGUGGGGAGGGGGUUCUGCCUGGAAUUGGGGGGGGGGGGUGA
Molecule: messenger RNA, 1630 nt
Organism: Passer montanus (Eurasian tree sparrow)
Lineage: Eukaryota; Metazoa; Chordata; Aves; Passeriformes; Passeridae
Gene: NACC1
Product: nucleus accumbens associated 1
Exons: 6
Coding region: 37-1554 (505 amino acids)
Biological process (GO): regulation of transcription by RNA polymerase II
Molecular function (GO): protein binding; RNA polymerase II cis-regulatory region sequence-specific DNA binding; DNA-binding transcription factor activity, RNA polymerase II-specific
Source: RefSeq, a predicted model, not a curated record